AAGAUGGUCAAUCCCUCUCUCGACCUCCUUCUACCUGCCUGGGUUACAGGACUCGAAGAGCAGAUUCCGGUUGAUCAACGCCGUAUGAUUUUGGAUCUUAUCGAUGUGACUGUACGAUGGGACAUGAAAUGCAAAUCGGAGCGUGCAGCUCUUGAGCAACAGCAAGAACAACAAUCACCAAACCAAAAUGCUUCCUCUUCUGCAGGUCCUUCGUCUAUCGGUGGCCCUGUAUCUCCAUCUUUGGUGCAUUUUAGUCUUUCAGCUUUGUGUUGUUGCUACCUCACCUCCAACCAUACUAACAACUCUGUUGUUGGCUUUUUUGCUCUCCAGAUGACUGACAGACCAGAACUUAUGCCCAUGGAAAAGAGUCACCGUGACCAAUUGGCUAAUCUCAUGAUCCGUUUUGCGUGUCAGGCGAUGGAAGCCACAUCAAAUGGUAUUUCCUCAGAAACCUCGGCCAGAAAGGCUUUGAGUCUAGUUGAAAGCACCCUGUCUUCCGACAUAUGGGGUGGUGAGACCUGUGACCUUCGGUUAAACUUCAUUGAUCGUUUCCUCUGUCCUGAGGACUCUAAUUCCUCUCAGACAAGUACGACGCAACAACAAUCUCAACAACAACAGCAGCAAAAUAUGAAUGCUCUGCUUUCAUCUUGCACCUUCAUGACUCUGGAGGUGCUACGUGUUGUCUAUAGUACUCUGGAGAGUUCGACGCUGUUGUCCAACGUGAAGCACUUCGGUAAAUCAAUUAUAAGUCUACUUUCACGUUUUUCUACAACAUAUCGUCUGAUGCGGGCCUGUGGUACCCUCAUGAAGGUGUUGCUUCUCAAAUUCCCUGCUGAGCCGUCAAAUCGACAGAAGAUUACCGUUUUCCCAGAACUUUACGAGCUUUACGACAUCAUUCUUAAGUUCAUUCAAGAGUCAUUCACCCUGUACACCGAUGGUUCCCCUGUCAACAGCACACCUCAGGAGUCUGCAGCUCUGAGUCAAUUGACGGACCUCUUAAUCCAAACUCUGGAUGUUUUCAAAUCACGCAUGAAUGUGAUGAGCACGGAAAUGCGGAAAAAUGCUUUUGGACCCGACUUCCUCUACAUCCUGGAACGUGCAAGAGAUGCCAAGCUCUUCCGCGCAGUGGUGCGUAUCCUUCGGGAUUGGAUAAACGUGCCUAAGGCGGAGGAGCACUUUGCACCAACCACUCGUGAAAAGGUCGCCUUCUUCGUACGCCUCUGGUCUGCCUACUCGCGAUGGUCGGAGCACUCGGAGGCGGCUCGUGACAUCCUCGAUUGUAUCUAUCAGGUCGGUGGGCUUAAGGUUUUCUCGAACGUCUCUACAAAGACUCAUGAGAUUUUCGUGAAGAUGGAACAGGCCUUCUGUUGUGGUCUCCUUAGUCCGCUUCCAGACAUCCGUGAGAAGUAUGUCAAUCUUUUCUUGCUGGGUUCUGAUCUCAUCUCUGCUCCCUUCUUCAUCGAUAAUGAAACCGAGGCCUCUUCCAACACUGCCAUGACAACUACAGCCAAGAGUAGCCUUUUGGCUCGUCUUCUUUUUCUCUUUGUUUCAAAUUCGUGGGAUGAACUCCACUACAAGGAUGGAUUUUGGCUUCCUGUCUUCUUUGAUGCAAUAAUCGUGCAAUCGGAAGCUCGAUUUUUUUCUCUUCUGGAGAGGGAUGCCAGGGCAUCAAAUCUGGCAUCUCAGACACCUGUGCAUUGCACUAAACCUGACUUCACUGAUGUGAAGUUAGCCGAAGUGGAGAUGAAAGGCGAAACGACCAAGUCAACUGAGACCAGCUCUAUUUCUACUUUUGAGUGCUUGAUGAAUCAACAGGCAACCGUUUUCAACGACAUUAAAGCGAUUUCUUUUCGGGAAACUUUGCGCGGUUUACUCAAUCUGGUGCAUCACCGCCCUGCUAUUGCAAGCGAGUUAUUUGGCCAGUUGUGGCACUGUGUCUGGCAUCGUUUCCUUCUUCGUGAGUCUGGCAAUCUCUAUGCCAAUUCCUCGAGCUCCUCCCACUUGGAGACGACGGGUUUGCCUGACAAUUUUGCAGACACAUCACCAGUUGCAUCCACUUCUACCACAGGUGGCGGUGUGGGGUCAAUGUCUCCUAGCCAAUUACGUCACUUUCUCCUUCCCUACAUAACCAAAUUCCUUUCUUCUGAUGACCAUGUUAACACAGUUGACAUACUACCAAGUUCAAUAGGCAACACCCUGACCUGUUUCACCACUACAGCAGACUCCCUUCUAGCCGCGUUGCCUCUGCCAGUCCUCUCGGUAGGAUUUAUGCUUUAG
Hydatigera taeniaeformis is the source of this 2277-nucleotide messenger RNA. The record is from the annotation of a GenBank genome assembly. Lineage: Eukaryota; Metazoa; Platyhelminthes; Cestoda; Cyclophyllidea; Taeniidae.